Cydia pomonella (codling moth) is the source of this 2486-nucleotide messenger RNA. RefSeq names its product actin-binding protein WASF3 (gene SCAR). Gene Ontology annotation, molecular function: actin binding. The transcript is spliced from 12 exons. The coding region runs from base 755 to 2371 and encodes 538 amino acids. Gene Ontology annotation, biological process: actin cytoskeleton organization. NCBI's taxonomy places the organism in Eukaryota, Metazoa, Arthropoda, Insecta, Lepidoptera, Tortricidae. Gene Ontology annotation, cellular component: cytoskeleton. The record is from RefSeq and is a predicted model, not a curated record.
ACGUCGAUUACUUUAUUAUUGUUAUUUUUCUCAGUUUUUGGUAACAUUAUAGUAAAACAUAUUUACGAAGGAAUAUACAAAGUACACACUAUGGAAAAAUGAAUCUAUUGAACAGCUAGCGUUAGUAAGCCGAAUUUUCUAUGAAAUAAAUUUUCAUAAAGUACAAUAUUCACUUCUACUGGCUUUUUGUACACUAGAGUAGUAAGUAAAUAGUUCAUUUUGAUUUAAAUUAACCUUAAGGACAUGUUAAGGACAGCUCAAAACAAAAAAAAUAUAAAUAUAAGAGAGGGGAUUGCACAUCUUGUUGAGAGAAAGGCAAAAUAUUAGACACAUCGGUUGUUGUGUAGUGUGCUGUUUGUCUUGUAACUCUAUUUUACAUACUUAAAAUAAAUUAAAAAAAAUCCUUUCUAUAAUAAAAACAGAAAUUAAAGCCUCGCAAGUGUUUUUUGUAUUUUAAAUGUCAGCCAUGUCAGCAAUUGUCAGCUGCGCCGGUGGCAGGUUUUGGAACUACAUAUGUUUUUUUUUUAAUUCGACGCUACCAUUUUCGUUUUGUGGCACGGGUAGGCGGUGGUUUUAGCGUAAAAAAAUGUUAAAAUAGCUGGCAUUUAUAUAAAAAGUGUUUCGAUCCUUGUGUUUUGUGUUUGUUCAGUGGUGAAUACUUGGAGCGCGAGAGACUUUUGCGCAAAUUGCGCCAAGUAAUUAUUGACUUCCUCGAGUGUAAAGGUGAUGGUAGUCCGGUAGUUCCGCCGCAGCCAUGCCGCUGCCGAAGCGAUGCGUGGAGCCGGUCCACGUGUCGCGCGGCACCGUGCCGGAGCGGCUCGCCGUGCCGUCCGAGCUGGAGGCCGUCACCAACGGCACACUGGCCAACACUGUAAGGCAACUGUCGUCACUAUCGAAGCAUGCGGAGGACAUGUUCGGCGAGCUGACAAGAGAGGCGAGCAACCUCGCGGAGCGCACCAACGUGCUGCAGGCGCGGAUAGACAGGCUCGCCAUCAAGGUCACGCAGCUCGAUUCUGGAGUUGAGGAAGUGUCCCUUCAAGACAUUCAAAUGCGCAAGGCCUUCCGCUCUUCGCGGACAUUCCAGCAGCAACUAUUCAGUCGCAACUCCAUGCCGACGGCCAUGUUGGCGACGUACGCGCGCUGCGACCGCCCGCCGCCGCUCGAGAGGCUCAACGAGUUCAGAGACGACGGGAGAGAUGCGAGAAAGUUCUACACCGAUCCGGAUUACUUCUUCGAAUUGUGGAGGAGGGAAAUGCUGCAGGAUACAGAGCGCAUUCAACACGACCGCGGGAAGAAGGUGCGGCAGCCGCGCAGCGGCGGCGCCGACGGCCGCGGCGCGCGCCGCGUGCGCCCGCCGCACUCCACACGGGAAAGACAAAAGGCGGCGGCAGUGACGCGCGGCGAGCACAUCAUGGCGCCGGCGCAGCUGCGGCACUACAACAUCGAGCCGCAGCCGCCGCCGCUGCAGACGCAGCUCUCGCAGCAGUCCAUCCGGCAGGAGUCCGUCUAUGGUACGAGCAUCCCGGACGGCGGCUACCGGGCGGGCGCGGCGCAGGCGGCGCGGCCCAACUCCAUCGAGAUCGACCACCAUCAGAACCGGCAACCCCGGCUCACAGGAAACGGACAUGUGAUGGUGGACGAGAGCCCGUACGGGUCGGUGGAGCCCAUCUACGGCGGCAGCGGCGCCGGCACGCCGCGCCGCCCGCGGCCCUCCGUGCCGCCGCCCGCGCCGCCCGCCGACACGCCCAACAACCACACGCCGACCAGGUGCGUCACUAGUGGGUUAUACAUACUAACCGAUGUAGUAUUUGUCCUCAGAUCGACGUUGCCCCCGCCGCCGCCGCCGCCGGAGGGCACGACGUCGCCGCCCAUGAUGAACGGCGCGUCGCCGCCGCACCGCACCGCGCUCGACGCGCACCUCGACCACAUGCACGCCGUCAUCGGCAUGAUGUCGUCCGAGGAGCCGGGAGCGCCGCCGGGCGCGCCGGCGCCGCUGCCGCCGCCCGCGCCGCCCGCGCCGCCCGCCAUGCCGGCGCCGCCGCCCGCCGAGGAGCGGCCGCGCCCGCCGUCGCCCGGCUCGCUGCUGCGCGGCGCCUCCGCGCUCAAGCCGCCGCGCCCCGCCGCCGAGCCCAAGGAGGACCCGCGCUCCGACCUGCUCAAGGCCAUCCGGGACGGCAUCAAACUGCGCAAAGUGGACAAGCGUGGCGACGAGACGACAGGCCGCUACGACACGCUGCGUGGAGCGCCCGCCUUCCUCGACGUGGCCUCCAUCCUCGCCCGCCGCGUCGCCGUCGAGCUCAGCGACACCAGCUCCGGCGCCGACUCCGACUCUGACGACUCCGACCAGUGGACCACCGAGUCUCGCGCGUGACCCCGGGCUUCGCCACGCCGCGAGCCGCGCCUGCACCGGCCCCUCGACCCGUGCCCCGCCCCGGCGAAGCCCGAACACAAGCUGCCCGCAUCCGCAUCCGCACCCGCGCCCGCGC